This is a messenger RNA of Mya arenaria, 581 nucleotides long. RefSeq lists its product as uncharacterized. The record is from RefSeq and is a predicted model, not a curated record. Bases 60 to 545 code for a protein of 161 amino acids. Lineage: Eukaryota; Metazoa; Mollusca; Bivalvia; Myida; Myidae. The transcript has 4 exons.
CAUUUUCUUGUUUUUAUUUAUGACUUGGAGUAAAUGUUUUACAAGCUUUCGGAUAUGCAAUGUUUGAGUUUGUGCUUAUUGUUGUUGCUGGUGUGCAUGCGUGCACGUGGCCAGCGGAGUUUGCGGGGUCCGUCUGGCUGGACAGUGACCGCGGGCAGGUGGCGUUCACAAGCGUAAGUGUCACCGGAUGGAGUAUUACCGCGCAGGGGGACCAGGAGGUAAGCGGCUGGGACUGCUACUUCCACAACACAACCGGAACAGGAUACACGCUGGCCAUGCAGGCGCAGGGCACUUUUGUUAUAUUCAAGACCGAAUACCGAGCAUUUGCCUGUCUACAGCUUACAAGAGUUGCGGACUCCACAUUUAUAUAUUACCUCAUGUCAGAGGAAGAGACACGUCUGUAUAAGGACCGUCUGUAUGUAAAAGUGGAGCCUAACGGAACCCAGGCCACGCCUUCCGCAGCUGACGUCUGUCUGGCCGCCUCCCACGCGGAAGCGCCACCAGCGAACGAGUAUCAUUUAUUCAUCAAAAACGUAUCGUCGUGAAUUACCUAUACUUAACGCUUACGGUUAAUAGAGUGA